Dreissena polymorpha is the source of this 1098-nucleotide messenger RNA. RefSeq lists its product as uncharacterized. The record is from RefSeq and is a predicted model, not a curated record. The transcript has 2 exons. Lineage: Eukaryota; Metazoa; Mollusca; Bivalvia; Myida; Dreissenidae. Gene Ontology annotation, molecular function: zinc ion binding. Bases 7 to 1098 code for a protein of 363 amino acids.
UUCAGAAUGGAUGACCUGAGUGAGAUGACGCUUGAGAGAUUCAGAUUGUGGUCGAUGCAUGCACUUAAAGUGUUUUUAUCGCACAGAAAUAGGAGCGUGAAUGGAACAUUCGACGAGCUUUCAGCAAGAGCGUUCUGUGUGUGGGAAGAAAACCUGCCUGUUAAUGAGAAGGCCGAACAGGCAGAACAGCGUCUCCUGGACGAGUAUAAACGGAAACUUGAAGUUGAAGGUGAGGUUAUCCCAGACCCAUUCGCACUGUCAUCAGGCUGGAAAGGCGAAGGUGCUGGAAUGAGUUUAUGGCCAUCUGUGUAUGUAACGGACAUUGCCAAGUUUUUAAAGUGCUCUACACCCAAUGAAGUGGUGCAUCGUUUGCUGAACGAGUACAAACAGGGAAAAGCCUACAUAUACUUUGAAAAUGGAUGGGUGAAAGAAGUCUACCUUCAUACACUAAAUGAAUCUGGUGACAAAUGUGUACUGAAAACCAAAGUGACUCCAUCAAUGUCCAUUAAUAGUAAACAAUAUGAUGUGUGGGAAGUUGUAAGGAAAAACUCAACAGAUCAACCUGGUGGCGAAUUGUUGUCAGCGUAUUGUAGCUGCACAGCCGGCAUGCAUGGUACAUGCAAUCAUGUCGCUGGACUUUUAUUCCGUGUAGAGCACGCAGUGAAAUCUGGAGAAACUUCAAAGGCAGCCACAAGUAAAUUGUCGCAAUGGAAUGUUCCAAAGGCAAAACCAACAAAGAAACCGGUGAAGGCAUCAGAAAUUGUGUGGCGAAAAGGACAUUAUGGUAAAAGUGCGGCCAAUGUGGAAAAUGAAAAAAAGAAACAUGCAAUGAAGAAAUUGUUCACUCCCUUAAACAAGAAGCAAGUAUCUUUUGUUCAGGACCCAAGCCAGUUAAGGAGUGACCUAUACAGUGUAUUGAAAGACGACAUUGGUGACUCAUGCUUUGCGAAGAUGUUUGAGAAGACAAAAGUAACUGUACAGACAAUAUCACUUCCACUGACUUUGAUUGAACUUGCACACAGUUUGAAAUCAAGUGGUGACAACAUCACACCUGAGCUUUUUUUUAACAAAAUUCUUUAUGACAGAAGAGAUGCGUGA